AUGCUCAUCGUGACGCUGCCGGUUGACGGGCACAGCAGCAGCGGCGGCACCGCCGGCACAGAGGCCAGUGUGGUGGCAGCAGUAGCAACAGAGGAUGGAGGAGAGACCUUAGUGCCAGUCGGCGCGCCACUGUGGCGCGUCGUCAGCCGCGGUGACUUCUUUGCGGUGCUUCCCCGUGUUGACGAGCGUCCCGGGGUGGACGGACGAAUCGCUGAUAAAGUCGAGACGUUCAUUGACCCCCCACUCGACGCGGACGUCUGGUGCUGGAGCGAUGUGGCACUAAGGCGGCUCAUUGUGGCGUGUGCAGCCCCGACGGCUGUUGAGUUGCGCAGACGCAGCAUGGCGUGUUCCUUCGUGUAG
This is a messenger RNA of Trypanosoma grayi, 360 nucleotides long. RefSeq lists its product as hypothetical. The coding region runs from base 1 to 360 and encodes 119 amino acids. The transcript has a single exon. NCBI's taxonomy places the organism in Eukaryota, Euglenozoa, Kinetoplastea, Trypanosomatida, Trypanosomatidae. The record is from RefSeq and is a predicted model, not a curated record.